Molecule: messenger RNA, 2396 nt
Organism: Rubroshorea leprosula
Lineage: Eukaryota; Viridiplantae; Streptophyta; Magnoliopsida; Malvales; Dipterocarpaceae
Source: the annotation of a GenBank genome assembly
GCGCCAAACAAAGAUGAGGAUCUUCACAAAGCUCUCUGCACCACUCUGCCUCCUUUUUGUCUUCCUCUGUCUUAAAACUACCUUCUCGUCCUCUAUACAUGCUUCUUCCUUCUCAACAAGGCAUCUCUGCCCUCAUGAGGAGGCUCUUGCUUUGUUGCAAUUCAAGACUUCCUUUUCCAUCAAUUACACCAUUCCUUUUCCAGAUUAUCCAGAUUAUUGUGCGGAUCAUUUUUAUACUAAACCUAACUAUUCUAAGAUUGAGUCAUGGAAGGAAGGUAUAGACUGUUGUUCCUGGGAUGGGGUUAGCUGUGAUAAUGUCACAGGCCAUGUAAUUGCCCUUAAUCUCAGCUGUAGCUUCCUUUCUGGCACCUUUCCUUCCAACGGCACUCUUUUCUUCCUCAGAAACCUGCAGAGCAUCAAUCUUGCCUUGAAUGAUUUUAGGCUUUCCAAGAUUCCAUCAAAAAUCAGUCAGUUUACUAGACUAAAGCAUCUUGAUAUCUCUUAUUCUGGAUUUUCGGGCCAAGUACCGGAAGAAAUCGCUCACCUCCCCAAGUUAGUUUCUCUCAAUCUCUCCAAUUUUGAAUUGAUCCUUGAAACAACUACCUUGAGAAAUCUUGUUCACAACUUGAGUGAGGUGAGAGAACUUGUGCUUAGUGGAGUGAACAUGGCAUCUGUUAAUCCUCGUUUCUUCAUGAAUCUCUCUUCUUCUUUGACUACUCUUGAUCUUUUGGAGAGUGCGUUAAGAGGAAACUUUCCAAACAGUAUUUUUUGCUUUCCAAAUCUCAAGAAUUUUUAUUUAAGCGGAAACUCAAACCUCACUAUUGAUCUUCCAAGUUCCAAUUGGAGCAGUCCUCUCCAAUAUUUGUUUUUAUCUGUCAUGGAUUGCGGAAGGCGAUUGCCAGAGUCCAUAGGAGAUUUGAAGUCAUUACAGUUUCUAGGUCUUGAAUGCAACUUGGAAGGUUCCAUUCCAGCUUCCAUAGGUAACUUAAGGCAACUUACUGGUCUAUACCUCUAUUCUAACAAUCUUAGCGGACAAAUCCCAUCAUCACUUGCAAACCUCACUCAACUUACCGUUAUUGACCUUUCAUUUAAUCAGUUUUCUGGUCCCAUUCCUUUUCAUGCAAGUAGCUUAAUUGGGAAGAUUCCAAAUUGUCUUCCUAAGUCUCUCUCAGUGUUGAAUUUGCAGGCCAAUUACUUUGAUGGAAAUAUAGCAUUUGGGUUUCCAGAGGGCUGUGGAUUACGAAAUCUCAACUUUCAUGGAAAUCAAAUGGACGGCUUAUUACCAAGGUCUUUGGUGAAUUGUAGCCUGUUAGAGGUUCUAGACGUUGGCAACAACAGCAUAGAGGAUACAUUUCCUCAUUGGUUGGAAUCUCUACCAAACCUUCAAGUGCUUGUCUUAAGGUCCAACAAGUUCCACGGUUCUGUGCAGAGCACCAAAGAAAGUCCAUCUUUUCCCAAGUUGCGAGUUCUGGACCUCUCUAGCAAUUAUUUUGUUGGUGCUUUGCCUGUUCGGUACAUUGAAAAUUUUAAUGCGAUGAUGGACCCUCAUAAAGAUGGUGGUUCCCCUGAAUACAUGAUGUUGUCGAUGAGAAUCGAUUCUUAUCAAUAUUCAGUGGUUGUAACAUGGAAGGGAUUCGACUAUGAGCUGCAGAAAAUCUUGACCAUAUUCAGUACUAUUCAUCUCUCAAAUAACAAGUUUGAGGGAGAAAUUCCAGAUGUUAUUGGAAAGCUUAGUUCUCUCAAAGGGCUUAAUCUUUCUCAUAACAACCUUACUGGUCAUAUCCCACCCUCACUAGGGAAUUUGACUAAUCUGGAAUGGUUGGAUCUCUCUUCCAACGAGCUAGCGGGGAAAAUUCCAGAUGAAUUGGUAUCUUUGACACAACUUUCUGUAUUGAAUCUUUCAAACAAUCAUCUUGUCGGACACAUACCACAGGGCAAUCAGUUCAACACCUUUGGAAAUGGUUCUUAUGAAGGAAACCUUGGACUGUAUGGAAUCCCAUUGUCAAAAUCUUGUGAUGGAAUUGGGACACCGGUGACCUCCUUCCAAGAAAAAGAUGAGUUGUGGAGAUUUGGCUGGAGAGUUGUGGUGUUAGGCUAUGGAUGUGGAGUUGUUUUUGGACUGCUGAUGGGAUAUCUUGUCUUUCGAACAGGAAAACCAAAAUGGUUUGUGUCUUUGUUUGAUGGCCGACCAAGUCAAAGUGGAAGGAAGAUGAGGAAAGCCAGAAGACUUGUUCAAAGAAGAAGCUAGUUGCAGAGUUGAUAUUUUAGAGCUUCUGAUUUAAUGUUUCCUGAAUAAGUGCUUUUAGGGUUUGAAGUUCUUGUUAUGGCUGGCAUUGGCUUGUUUAAAAUUGUCAGCCUUCUCUUGUCUUUCUUUAUAAUAAAAUAUAUUUGAAGGU